Molecule: messenger RNA, 1730 nt
Organism: Gasterosteus aculeatus aculeatus (three-spined stickleback)
Lineage: Eukaryota; Metazoa; Chordata; Actinopteri; Perciformes; Gasterosteidae
Gene: pex12
Product: peroxisomal biogenesis factor 12
Biological process (GO): protein import into peroxisome matrix; protein monoubiquitination
Cellular component (GO): peroxisomal importomer complex; peroxisomal membrane
Molecular function (GO): zinc ion binding; protein binding; ubiquitin-protein transferase activity
Source: RefSeq, a predicted model, not a curated record
AGAAGAAGGCGGAAGAGGAAGCGGAAGCGGUGCGUGUUGUUGGGGCGCUAGCGCACCGUGCAGCGACGAGGCGGUUCGAUAGGAGAAGGAACAUAGAAACAUGGCACCUGUCUCUGCCCGGUGCCUUUAGCUAACUCAAUGAUCCGAGCGACGUGUGUCAUUGGGACGAAGCCGGAAACAGCAGCGACGCUGUGCUAGCUUCCAGCUAGUGAUAGCACAGGCAGCAGCCAUGGCUGAGGCCGGAGCCCACCUCACCUCCACUGCCGCCCCCGAGCAGCCGUCCAUCUUCGAGGUGCUGGCCCAGGAGUCUCUGAUGGAGGCGGUCCGACCGGCACUGAGGCACGCCGUCAAGGUUCUGGCCGAGUCCAACCCAUCCCGCUUCGGCCUCAUGUGGCGACGCUUCGACGAGCUCUACCUGCUGCUCGACCUCCUCCUCCAGAACCACUUCCUGUCCCACUGCGGCGCUUCCUUCUCCGAGAACUUCUACGGCCUGAAGAGAGUGUCGAGGCGGCGGGGGCUCCCCGUUGGCGGGACGACCCACUGGCGUUCUCUGCUCCUCCUGUGCCUGGCGCCUUACCUGCGGGCCAAGCUGGAGGCGACGCUGGCGCGGCAGCGGGACGAGGAGGACUUCUCCAUCCGGCUGGCUCAGACCCGCAGCCAGAGGCUGUACCGCGCUGCCGUGGUGGCGUACCCCUACGUCAGCUCCGCCUGGCAGGCCUGGGCCUUCUGCCAGCAGCUGCUCUUCGUCUUCGGGGGCGCCGGCACCCACAAUCCUUUGCUGUGGCUGGCCGGGGUCCGACUGGCACGACUGAACGCUCGAGACGUCCGAGACAUGGAGCUGAAGAGCAGCAGAACGGGCCGCCCAGCCGAGGGGAGCGCGGCGCAGAGAGCGUGGUGGCUGGCGGCGGGGGCGGCUCGGGGAGCGGCAGUGUCCCUCUCCAGCUCCCUCUCGCUGGGCGUCUUCUUUCUGCAGUUCCUGGAGUGGUGGUACUCCUCGGAGAACCGGGACACCGUGAAGAACCUGACCUCCCUGCCCGCCCCCCCGCCCCCUCUCCACCUGCGGCGGGACUGCGGGAAGGACGAUGGGCCCGGCGGCGGCGCGGACUGCCCGCUGUGCCGCGGGCCACGCACCAACGCCACGGUGCUGUCCACCUCCGGCUUCGUCUUCUGCUACCGCUGCGUCUACGCAUACGUGAAGGCCAACCGCCGCUGCCCCGUCACCGGUUACCCCACGGAGCCGCAGCACCUCGUCAAGAUCUACGCACCGGAGGGUUAGCGCGCGCACACUGUGCCGGACGCUGAGGGACUGGAAUUGUUUUUAAAAGGGACUCGAGAAUCAGCGAGUGUCUGUUGAAGUACGGUUCUCCUUUUUUUUUUAAAUAAGCACAUUUUUUGUAUAAAUGAUGCUUGCUGUGUACAUACUGGUGAAUGAAUACGUCAGUGGUACCAGGUGAUUUAUACGUAAUUGUGUCUCUGGUUAACUUACCAUUGGAGGGACCCUUUUUAUUAAUGGUGAUUACGAUGCUCCAAUUUGACAAAUUUUGUCAAAAAUAAAAUAAUUUUGGGUUAAAAUAGUGAUUACCGGUAUCUUUAUUUUACUGGCUUUUUUCUCAAUUCAUCUGUCGGUCCAAAGAACGUGAGAAACCUCAUGGGAAAUGUCUUUGACCAAAUCUUGUACCUUUUUGAGAACCAGCUGCAAACUGGAGAUUACAUCUUUUAUUUCCACUUGA